Molecule: messenger RNA, 794 nt
Organism: Chondrus crispus (carragheen)
Lineage: Eukaryota; Rhodophyta; Florideophyceae; Gigartinales; Gigartinaceae
Exons: 2
Coding region: 1-699 (232 amino acids)
Source: RefSeq, a predicted model, not a curated record
AUGUCGCGCACCCAACCAUCCAUCCGCCUUCCCAGACAACAUUUACCGUACCACAUUUGCUCUUGUGGUGACAACGCUCGCAUCCAGCUCCCAUCUCCGGGUGGCGUGUCUCCAACUCUCAGUCCAUUGGUUACGCAUUCUAUCCUGAUUGACCUUUCACCCGCCACCCGAUGCCCGCUCUGUAUUUAUAUGUCCUGCCCAUCGUCGUCCCCGGCCUUCCUCCUCCCGCUUUCUUCCUCCCGCUUCCUCCUCCAACCCCAACUCCCCAUCUCUCUUUCUCAGCAUGUCUACCCCACAUAUCAGCCUUGCCGGCUUUGCCGCCAACACCCCUUUCCCCUCAUUUACCUCCGCUCGCCCGCAAACCUUGCCCGUUCUCAACCGCCUUGCCGCCGCCGCGGAGAGGACCGUCAAGCAUUCCAAAAAGAAGAUCUCACACAAGCAGCAAAUGGCCGCCAUCCACGCAGGGCGGCGAUAGUCUUCUCAUCUGUCCGUUUUUAUUUUCCCCCGGUAGAGAUGGAGGUGUGCAUUCGUCACGGGACGCGGUCUUCCAGGGGGGAAACGCAUCCGUUGUCGAGUCCUGAAGCGUUGAGCGCUGCGGCAACUCUCCGUGUCUAUUCCCGGCAGCUUCGUCCACUUAGUCGAACAAUUAGUAGUUGCAUCUACCAUAGAGCAGCCAAGGGCACGCUUUUCUCAUUCUAGUUGUGCGUCAUACAGCAGUGCUCAUCCGGAGUUUUGAUUCAAAAUCAUUUCCUGGCGUGCCACCAUCGCCAAUGUAAAACAUACCACUCGCACCA